GAAGCGCUUUGUCGUUCACGCAGUUGUAACAUGUUUUCACGACUCUUUCGAGCAUCAAAGCCAUGUCAGAGGGGUUCUAGUCAUCAACUGUUAUUCAUGGCGGAGUUUUCUGCAGAAAAUCAAGAAUAUAAUAAAAGUCUUAAAAGACAACAGUUUGGAAAUCGUUUUUUGACUGAUCCAAAAACUGUUUUUGAACACAAUUCAUGGGAUAAUGUAAUAUGGGAUGAGGCACAGGAGGCAGAGGCCAGGAGGACCACACAGGAGCAGCUCGCUCACCUGGCCACAGAAGCUGACCAAGAGAAGUAUGAAAAUGAAGCGGAUCAGUUUUGGGACAAAUUCUACAGCGUACAUGAGAACAAGUUCUUUAAAGAUCGUCACUGGCUCUUUACCGAGUUCCCAGAACUGGCCCCAGAGUACUAUCAGAGCACUGAAAACAAGCCCACAUAUUCUUUAAAAGAAACAAAUGUUGACACAUGUCAUUCAGAAAAUCAAAAGCCCAGUAAAGAACCCAAAGAUGUUUUACAAGGUCAGUCUGCUCAGUUCAUGCUUGCAGAACCCAAAGAUGUUUUCCAAGGUCAGUCUGCUCAGUUCAGAAUAUUUGAGGUUGGCUGUGGAGUUGGUAAUACAGUGUUCCCAAUCCUGAAGGCAAACAAUGACAAGGGCCUAAUGGUUUAUUGCUGUGACUUUGCCAAAACUGCAGUUGACAUGGUGAAGGAAAGCAAGGAGUAUGAGCCCGAGCGUUGCCAGGCCUUUCUGUGUGACAUAUCUGAUCCCAUGGCAACUGUACCCUUCCCUGACAACAGCCUCGACGUGAUCAUACUCAUCUUUGUGUUGUCGGCCAUCAGUCCAGACAAGUUUCAGUCUGUGAUAUGCCGUCUGGCUGGGUUCCUUAAACCCGGGGGUGUGAUCUUGUUUCGUGACUAUGGCAGAUAUGAUUUGGCACAGUUGCGCUUCAAAAAAGGUCGCUGUCUCGGUGAGAAUUUCUAUGCGCGAGGAGAUGGGACUAGAGUUUAUUUUUUCACACAAGACGAACUUCGAGAAAUCAUGGGCAAAGCAGGCCUCCAUGAGAAACAGAACUUUGUAGAUCGCAGACUGCAGGUGAACAGAGGCAGGCAGAUCAAGAUGUACCGAGUGUGGAUCCAGUGCAAAUACGUGAAACCCUUGCUGGGGGACACCUCCCAUGUGAAACCCUUGCUAGGGGACACCUCCCAGAACAUUAAUAAUGACACUACAGAUACGUCUGUGCAAAGUGUGGGAUCUUCUGUGUGAUGUUUGUUUGUAUCAAAGAAUUUAAAGCAAUUUAAAACAUU
This is a messenger RNA of Dreissena polymorpha, 1310 nucleotides long. RefSeq names its product tRNA N(3)-methylcytidine methyltransferase METTL2-like. Lineage: Eukaryota; Metazoa; Mollusca; Bivalvia; Myida; Dreissenidae. Bases 31 to 1269 code for a protein of 412 amino acids. Gene Ontology annotation, molecular function: tRNA (cytidine-N3)-methyltransferase activity. The transcript is spliced from 10 exons. The record is from RefSeq and is a predicted model, not a curated record.